CAGGCCCAGCUGCGGGCAUUCAUCCCUGAAAUGCUGAAAUACUCAACGGGUCGUGGGAAGCCGGGCUGGGGGAAGGAGAGCUGCAAGCCCGUUUGGUGGCCUGAAGACAUUCCCUGGGCCAACGUCCGCAGCGAUGUCCGGACAGAGGAGCAGAAGCAGAGGGUGUCUUGGACUCAGGCGCUGCGGACAAUUGUGAAAAACUGCUACAAACAGCACGGCCGAGAAGAUCUGCUCUACGCUUUCGAGGAUCAACAGACACAGUCAGUGACAGCCACGCACAGUAUAGCACAUCUGGUUCCAUCCCAAACGAUGGUCCAGACCUUCAGCAACCCUGAUGGCACGGUGUCUCUCAUCCAGGUUGGCACGGGGGCCACCGUGGCCACCUUGGCAGAUGCCUCUGAAUUGCCUACCACUGUUACGGUCGCACAGGUCAACUACUCUGCAGUCACUGAUGGAGAGAUUGAGUUGGGUCUCCAGGCCUUUGUGGCAGCAUCAGACGGUCAGCACUCUCCCCCUCCAAAAAGGUGUAGGAUUCUCAGAGCAAUAGAGGGCAGCACAAAACAGCUUUGUUUCCAGAAGGAACAGCAUUUCCAUGUGAAAGACCAGCUAGAAAUGGUGGAGCAGAACUGGGCGACGCUACAGGGGGGAGAGAUGACCAUCCAAACCACGCAGGCCUCCGAAGCCACGCAGGCAGUGGCCUCCUUAGCCGAAGCAGCAGUAGCAGCGUCGCAGGAGAUGCAGCAAGGCGCAACGGUCACGAUGGCGCUCAACAGCGAGGCAGCCGCUCACGCCGUAGCUACGCUUGCAGAAGCCACUCUCCAAGGUGGAGGGCAGAUCGUCUUGUCUGGCGAAACGGCAGCAGCUGUGGGUGCGCUCACCGGGGUACCAGAUGCAAACGGCCUCGUCCAGAUUCCGGUGAGCAUGUACCAGACGGUCGUCACCAGCCUCGCGCAGGGGAACGGCCCCGUGCAGGUAGCCAUGGCCCCCGUGACCGCGAGGAUCACCGACAGCACUGUCACCAUGGACGGCCAGGCAGUGGAAGUUGUGACGCUGGAACAGUGACGGCUAAGGGGCUGGAUUGUGACGCCGCAGCUUCUUCCUCUCUUCUUCGAAAAGAUUUUUCUACACCUCUCUGGAAAUGCAAUCAGGUGGCGUUUGAGUCUCACCACUUUGGAAGCGAAAGGGCCGCGUGACUACAAUGUAGAGAGAGAAAAAGGCGUGCGUGCGGGGCCUUUCGAGUGCCCACCUGAUCACACGGGAGUGACGAGGCUUGUCCGGGGCAAGCUACGCCCAGCUUCCCUUUCCACCUUGCAUGGAUCGCCCAUUCCUAAGGAGGGCGAGAAAUGGAAAGGUUUAUUGCCCUGUCUUUCUGAAGUUGAGGUCUAAGGCACCUCUCCCUGGCAGACUUUCAUUGUCCCAUUCCCACAGAGCUCACCAGGCCAGCUCUCCUGCCAUCCUCGCCUUGAGAAUUAGGGCUCCUUUUAAUAUGGACGUAAAUUUAACAAGAGAGAGAGAAAAGUCAAGAAGUCUUUGGGGAAAGACACUUUUUCUUCCUUGAAAAGGCAUCUGAGAAAACGCGUCUCCUGGAGGAGACGGUGAAGGCCGUCACCCACUGAUUCUGGAUCCGUGUCCGAAAGAGCAGGCCUUGCCUUCCAGGGCUCUUUCAUAGCCAGGUGGGAUCAGACCUCACUUCCUUCCUUUUUGAAAUCCAUGCUUGAAGCCUCCAGGGAUCCUUCUCCUUUCCCGCGCUGACCUGUUUUUGCUUGCAUUUUCAGAACCUCCUUCUCUGCCAUUGUGAGUUGAGAAAGUUCUAAGAGAGGGCUCCAGGGCAUAUUGUGACGAGGGUGCCCCCUCCCCUGAGGGGCCCCUUCCCUUCAGUUUCGAUCCAUGAACCCUCAAAUUAGUCCUCCCCACAGUCUCAAGGGCCACUGCGGCCGCUCUGAUUUUGGUUCCCUUGUCCACCCUGCAACAGGUGCCCCCUUGCAUGGACGGUGCCUCACCAGAAACCUCCCUAAAACCCCCUUUCUCAGUCAACACCCAUGUGGGACAGUCCUGGGCCUGUUGCCCCUUCCUGGCUGAUCCAGCCCCACAGCCUCGUCAUCCCUGCUAGUAGCUCUUCACCACCAAGGUCCCGGCUGCUGUGUCAGGGCCCAUUCCUGGGGCAGGGCAUGUACUUCAUGCAAAGGUGUGGUGAAUAGGUGGGGGCCCUGGCCACGGACGAUGAGCAGAAAAGCCGGCCAGGACAGUGGUCCUUGAGUGGAUGGGUGAGAAGCAGUUCAUCACCGCCUACGGUUGAAUUGAACAGCUACAUCUGCCCCUUUUGUGGUUCCCAGGGAGACCCACUGUCACAUCACCACUCCUAAAAAUGCAAAAACGUCCACUCCGUCACGGAUGGGUUCCACCUCUUUUCUCAUGGAAUCGUACACAGUAUUUAAUUUUCUUCUUAUUUUAUUUUACACUGAAUAUCAUUUACCAAAACAUCUCCGCGUCAACUUUUCAAGGCAAGGCUUCUCUCUCUUCCCACCCGCCCUUCCAGAUUCAUGUAUUUACUUGGCUUUUUUUGAUUAAAAAACAAAAAGGAAAAUCUCAAAAGUUCUUUGUAUACACGUUUUCUUUUGGACGUAAAUAGGGGGGAAGGAUUCCUUCCCGUGGAAACAACCCAGGUCUUUGAUUUAAUUUUUUUGUUUUUAGUUUUUAAAUAUUAUUUUUUAUUGUUGUUGUAAAGAUACGUCAGGUGUGACUUUAAAGUCGGUGUUUCUUUUUAUUUUUUUCCGGCAACAGAAUAAAGUUCUGAUAGACUGAGAAAUUAUUUCCCUGAGACCCAAAGGAAAAAAAAAACUCCUUUCCUCACCACUACCACCAAGAGCAUGGAAUUUACCUGUUGUUUUCCCCAAUUCUGUCUAUUUCCUCAUUCAAUAAAUUGUUACAGAUGUG
Python bivittatus (Burmese python) is the source of this 2934-nucleotide messenger RNA. The record is from RefSeq and is a predicted model, not a curated record. NCBI's taxonomy places the organism in Eukaryota, Metazoa, Chordata, Lepidosauria, Squamata, Pythonidae.